AUGUGUCUAUUUUCUCCUGUCUCUCCGCACAGCUCCCUCUUCGACGUCUCCAACCUAAUUGGACACUCCUUCCUUGAUCUCAUUCACCUGGGUGAUCUGCCCUCGAUCACCAAACUGCUCAACAAGUGCCUAGUCACUAAAUCAUCCCUGUGGACACCCCCUUAUCGCCUCCGAAUCCCCAGUCAACAACUCAAGGUCUCAGUUGAUUCAACAAAGUCUCUUUCUCCUCCUCGCAUAAUCUGGAUAAGAACGCUGUUUGCCUGCAUGCCGGGAGACUCGCCAAUUAAAUGUAUCAACCAAAUUAUCGGGUUCGUGGGCGGUUUUCCUUUAUACAUCAAACAAUCCUACUACUAA
This is a messenger RNA of Dibothriocephalus latus, 354 nucleotides long. Lineage: Eukaryota; Metazoa; Platyhelminthes; Cestoda; Diphyllobothriidea; Diphyllobothriidae. The record is from the annotation of a GenBank genome assembly.